Molecule: messenger RNA, 1783 nt
Organism: Cimex lectularius (bed bug)
Lineage: Eukaryota; Metazoa; Arthropoda; Insecta; Hemiptera; Cimicidae
Gene: Naa80
Product: N-acetyltransferase 6
Exons: 4
Coding region: 627-1214 (195 amino acids)
Biological process (GO): protein acetylation
Cellular component (GO): cytoplasm
Molecular function (GO): N-acetyltransferase activity; acetyl-CoA binding
Source: RefSeq, a predicted model, not a curated record
UAUUUUGUCUUAAUGCGGCAAUACGUGUUUAUGUAUACUAUGCUCUUUUGUACGUUUGAUCCUGAUAAUAAAUGUAAACAACACGUUAAUACUGAAAAUCCGAUAAGUCAUAUAAACACUAUCACGUUAGGGUACAUAACAAUGUAAAUAAAUUAGUUUCCUGUCGAGAUUAGAUUAUAAUUAAAUACAUUUUGAGGCCAGGUCCAAAUUUCGUGAGUAAAUCUUUCGCGGCCGAGGUAUUUUCGGUGUCCAAUUAAUCGAGAAGGAUAAGGACAAGGACCUUGAAAGUUGAGUAUCAUCUCUGCUGAAAGUGUGCCAGCUGCACUAGUGCCAACGGCCGUCAGUUGCUCUGUGCUCAUUGCACGUCGGCAUCUUACCCGUACCGUCUCAUAUUUUCAUUCCACUUAUUUGAUGAAAAGUGCAACGAACUCAUGUUUUUUUCUGUUCGUGCAUCAGAUUCAAAACGGCUUCGUUUUCUCUCUCUCCCUGGACGGUUCUCAGGGUCAACAUACAGGCCGAGCUAACUAUAGACCGAGACCUUGACAUGACGAGAACACCGUUGCUAAAUAUAAAACGGGUCGGCUUUUGAAAUCGGCUUUGUUGAUGCAAAAUGAGAAAAGACGACGAUGGAGCACCUCCAGGUCUACCCGGUGCACAAGUACCGACAGUACGUACUAGACUGCUGCGACCUCCUCAACUCCGAAUGGCCUAAGAGCAAGUCUGCAAGGCUUCAAAGUCUCUUUACAUCAUGCGACCAAUUCCCAACACAUUUGAUGCUACUUUUAAAUGAUGAACAAGUCGUCGGCCAUUUGAAGUUGACCGAAAUCAAUUAUGGUGGUGAUGACAUAAUGGUCGAGUCAGUCGUGAUUCACCCAGAUCAUAGGAAAAAAGGUUGGGGGAAGAUAUUAAUGGAAGGCGCAGAGGAAUAUGCAAGAAAGAGAGGAAAGAAAAUGUUGUAUCUUUCGACUAGGGGCCAAGAAGGAUUUUACCAGAAACUUGGUUAUGAUAACUGCAAACCAAUUCUUUAUCUUGGCUUUGCCCUAGAGUGGACGCCAAAUGACUGUGAGCCGAUGAAAAAAAAUAAAACCGAGACUUUUGAUUGUGAGAAUGCCCCUCUACCACCUCCUUUACCAUCUAACGAGAGCCGUCCUAAAGCUAAAACUCUAUUUAGGGAUAUCAAAUCUUCUAAAACGUACAUGUGCAAGUCCAUCUAAUACUUUUGAGAAUUAUAUAUAAAGAUGUUAUUUUUUUACCUAAACACUUAAGCACCUAAUGGAGUUGGUUUGUUCAACAUAUACAUUGAUUGUGAUACGGAAUAGUGAUAGAUAAAUGCUUGCCGCAUGUUAAUUGAUAGAACAUUUAUUAAUUUAUUUUUAUAAAUAAUAUAUAACUUAAGAAAAAUAUUUAUUUUUAUGUCACUUUUCAAUUUGAUUGUCUUAGUUUAAAUAAAGUAUUUUCACAUUAACAGUUUCUAUUAAAAACAAUAUUAUUAAAUUAAUAUUGAAAUAUAUAAAUUAAAAUUUAGAUCUGUAACAAAAGUGCAACACCUGCCAAAGUCCAUUUAGCAGGUUUCUCUUUUGUCUUCAAGUUGAAUGUCCAGACAAAAGUUGGCCCUCUUGUCCUCGUUUUGUAAACUGGGCAUUCAUAAACAUUCCGCAUAUCUUGUUUGUCUUGAGGAAUUGCCUAAAAACACAAAGAUUUUUUUUACACCUUUUAACACUUAAUUUAUUCACUAUUAUUACACACACUUGUUUUAUUUUAGUUAAUUAAAAAGUAAAAUAAU